GUGUGUUGCAGGUUGCCUACCGCCCGGCCAUGGGACGGCGCCCAGGGGUGAGCGCCUGUGGCGUCCCCCGACCACCAGCGCCGCCGCCUCCGUCGCUCACCUGACGAGGGCCGAGGUGCCGGCGUCAAGAUGAAGGGUCGGAGCGGGGCUGGGGCGGGGCCUGGGGGGCCCCCUCCCGCCGGCAUCCUCAAGCACCCCCCUCCCCCUCCCCCGCGCACGCACGCCCACGCUGCGCUGGUGCUGGCGCCCCUCGGGCCCCCUCUCGGGGGCGUGGGGGUCCCCGUCGCCUCCGGCCCUGCCGCCCACGGGCCCCACGGGGUGUGCGUCUGCCGGGCCGCCUCUCCCAGUCGCUGCCCGGAGCACGGAGGAUGCGGGCUGCACCACUCGCUGCCGGGGACGCCCACCGGGCUGGGAACACCCGUGCCUGGAACGCCACUCCUCGGAACGCCCGUGCCCGGAACACCCGUGCUGUACCCUGCCAUCAUAUACUCCAGGCAUCAGAUGCCCGCGGCCCGGCCCGCCGCUGCGCAGCCUCCCGCCCCGCCGCCGCGCCAGCUCGCGCACAGUGACACGUUCCUGGUGGCUGGCGCUCGCGCGGGGGCAGCACGCCAGUCGCGCGCCCGGGUGGCGCCCCCGCAGGUCGCCAGCGACAAGAGGGGUGCCUUCGUGAUCCUGGCCGACGGCAGCCUGCUGGAGACGCCGCUGCGCACCUCCAGCCCGUUCCGCGGCUGCGGCUUCCGCCCGGACUCGCGCUACUCGCCCAGCCAGCCGUCCUCGCCCGUGAGCGGCCGGUCCAGCCGCAGCGUGUCGCCGCGCCGCAGCCGAAGCCCCGGCGGCGCGCUCAGGCCGGCUCACGGCGGCUCCGUCAGCCAGCUCACCGCGGCCUUCGAGCAGCGCGCCCUGCCGGCCAGGGGAGACGCUCCGCCCAAGGGCAGGUUCGCGGCACCGGGCAGGGGUUACCGGUCCGGAGGGACGUCGCCCAGCCGGGGAGCGAGGAGCACGCCGACGUCCAGGGACCCCUCGCCGAACAGGAGGGCGAUCUACUCAAGGACAGCGUCCCCGAGCAGAGGGGCGUACUCGAGGAACGCGUCGCCAAGCAGAGGGGCGUACUCUAGGAACGCCUCUCCAAGCAGGGGGUCGUACUCAAGAACCUCAUCGCCCAGCAGAGGAGCGUACUCCAGCAGGACCUCAUCGCCUAGUAGAGGAGGGUACUCGAGGAACGCGUCGCCCAGCAGAAGAGCGUACUCCCGAAACGCUUCGCCAAGGAGAAUACCGUACUCCAGGGACCCGUCACCACCAAGAAGAGGGCAGUACUCUAGAAACGCGUCACCAAACCGCGUGCCCUACGCGAAAGAUCCCUACUCGCGAGACGCGUCGCCCAACAGGAGAGCGUCUGUGUACUCCAGGAACGCGUCACCCCAAAGAAGCCAGUACAGCAGAGGCCCGCAGUCGUACUCCAGAAACGCGUCACCGAACAGGACGCCGCAAUACAGAGACGCUUCGCCGGCAAGGAGGAUACCAUACCCGCGUGCCGUGUCGCCACCAACCAGGGCCGUGCGGGAGACCUCGCCGUCGAGGAGACGAUCGCCCGCGAAACGCGGCAUCCGGGACGUCUCACCCGGCCGCAUUCCGGGACGGGAGCCGUCGCCCAGCAGGAGAACCAUUCCCAGGGCCAUGCGGUCCAACCAGGCCUCCCCCGCGCGCCGGGCCUCUGUGGCCGCCGUGGGGCCGUCGGUGUACUACUCGCCCUCGCGGAGGCCGGCGGCCCGGGACCUAUCUCCCGCCCGACGAGUUGUCAUGUCCCCGACGCGGAUCCCGGUGCGCGCACGCGAGCCCUCACCCGCCCGGUUGGCGUCGCCAGCUCGUGAGCCCGCCCGUUUCAUCGAGAUCACGACCAAGCCCCGGUCAAGAACACCAUCGCCAUCCCGCGGAGUGCAGACAGACCCCAACAUCACGGGCACCAUCCAGGACCCUGACCCGGACGCGGCUGCGGACGCUCUUCAAAGCCCGUCCAGGGCGGUACCUUCGAUGAUCCCCGUGCCUAUUUCCAGGGUGACAUCCCCCGUGCGGAAAGAACCCGAGAACAUCAUGGACGCGACGCCGAAGCCUUCCCCGAAACGGGUUCCGCAGUCAAGGACGCCGACACGGUCCCCAAGGAGGGUGGCCAAAGCGCACGAGGCCUCCACGCCGAAGAAGAAAGAGGAGCUUACGACCCGUACGCCCGCGAAGGGGAGACGGAGCGCUAUCCUGAGCGCGGAGAUGGUGCAGGACACGCCGGGUAAGGAGUACCUGACCCCGUCGUGGACUGAGCCGAGCGUGAAGGAGCGUAAUAGGAAGAACACAAGUGGCCAGACGCCCGCCCCUCGCAGGACGACGCCCAGCAGAACACCGGCACCGCCGUCCCCGCGCGCCUCCAGGGUCACGCCUAAGACUACGCCCAGGACCACGCCGAAGACCCCGCGUAAGGACGGUGCCAACAACAAUAACAACAAUAACAAGCCAGCCCUCAAAAAGCCGAACAACAGCAGUAAAGCUCCCGAGAAGCCCAUGACACGCUCCACCUCCAUCAAGAGCAUCGCGUCCAUGAAGACGGCUGCCCCGGGUAUGCGUCCGCGGUCGACCAAGACCGACCACCCUUCCCCCGCCCCCACCUCUGUGCCAAUGUCCACCGUGCCCGAGUCGCCCUCCGUGCGGCUCCGGCCCACCCCCGUCCCUGCCCCCGUCAGGCCGUCAGACGAGUUGACGCCGUACGCCCCCGGCCCGCCCCCGGACAUUCCGCCGGACACCCCGCUAACACUCACGUCUUCCAAGAGGCCCGCGUCGCCUCCGCGCCCCGCGUCCCCUCCGCCGGCGGCCGCCGCCUCGCCACCCGCGGAUGACAGUGGCCCCUCGGGGCCGAUCCUGGCCAGCAUGCUCGGCGAGCUGGACGCGAACGAGCCCUCCAGCACGCUGGUCUCCUCCACGACGGCGGGACCCCUCGAGAUGGCGCAGCCAGACGUGGUCGCCAGUGACCUCCUCUCGUCCGCCAAGUCGUCGCAAGAUUCCAUCAAAGUGCCCAACAGUCUGAGCCAAGCCGCGGCCGACGCGGCUCCGGCGAUGACGGACUCCCCCAGCAGCUCGGACACCUCGGUGGCCACCGUGCGCAACUCCACUGCCCCCAAAACCUCCACUGCCUCCCCCACUGCCGCCACCACGUCCACUGCCAGCGCCGCCCCCGCGGCCAGCUCCUCGUCUUCCAUGAGUGCCGCCCCAGCCGGGGCCGGCAAGUCCACUGCCUCCGGUCCGUCGGCCGCCGCCGGCCAGCCCCCGGACAAGCAGGGCGCCAAGGAGGGCGCCGACGUUCAAAGUGCCAACAAACCUACAACGAGCGACUCUCCAGCGUCCAGGGCCGCCAAGAAUGAGACCGCGAGCGGCGGGAAGCGGGGCGCAGGCGGGUGCCUGCGGUGGCUCCGCCGGGGCUCCAAGGGGCCCAAGGCGUGGGCCAAGCCGAGGGCCCCGAAGGCACCCCGCUCCAUGCGGUCCCCCGCCACCCCCGGGCUGCUCCGCCGCCUGGCCUGCUGCGGCCGGCGCACCGCCCCCCGCGACUCGGCCGAGGCGCUCGCCGGCACGCCGCCCCCGACGGAGGCCGCCGCCGCCCCCAAGCAAGGAGGCUGCGCGGGCUGCAUCGACAAGCUGCGGGCGCUCUGCUGCAGGCCAAGGUCGGCCCCCGGCCCCGGCCCCGCCCCCGGGACCCCUGCCGCCCCCGGGUCGCCCCCGGUGCACGCCGACAGCAGCCACUGGCUGAGCUCCCUCACUGUACGCUUCAGCUUGCCGAAAGGCCUGCCCAAAGGGUUGCCCAGACUGCGCCCCAGCUUGGCCAAGUUGCCCAAUUUGCAUGCUAUGCUCAGGCGGAAAGAUGUCGCGAAGACCGGCGCCAUGGCGGCGGCCGCCCCCGGCGCGGCCCGCGCCUCGACGCCGCCUCCGGGGGGCAACUGCUGCUCGCGCGGCAUGUCGCGGUGCGGGGCGCUGACGCGGGCGGCGUGCGGGGCGCUCUUCUGCCUCAACACGGCGUGCUGCCUGCGCUCCUCGUGCCGCCAGGCGGGCGGCUGCUGCAGCCGCUGCUGUCCCCUGCCGUCGGCCUCGCCCGCCCCCGACGCCGGCGCCGGGGAGCGGCGCAAGUCGCAGGCGCGCAGCCUUGCGCGCGGCAAGUCCGUCACGGCCAGCAGCAAGGAGCUGAGCAAGCUGGACGCCGCCCUGGUCGAGCACAACGGAGUGAUGCGAGGAGCCAUCCCUGUGCUGCCGCUGCCCCUCGCCUGGAUCUGCAUGGUGUGCAACGUGUUCGUGCCGGGACUCGGCACGCUGUCCAUGGGGCUGUUCUGUCUGUGCGUGGGCAAACCGCGCUUCAGCUCGAGCGACACGGCCAAGGCGCGCGUCGGCGCGUUCUGCCUGGACACCCUGGUGGCCGCUUCGCAGCUCUUCACUGUGCUGUUCUGCCUCGUGGGCUGGGGCUGGAGCAUCUGGUGGGGGCUCAUCGCCCUCCGCCUGGCCAAGAAGUACAGGCGCAUUCAGCUGGCCGAGCGCGCCGCCGCCACCAGGCCGGCCGCCAUCGCCGUCCCUGCAGGCGGGGACGUGGAGAAGGGGCUGAGGCAGGGCGGCGCCCGCGGGGCCAAGCCCCCCUGAGGGCGGCCGGGGGCGGACCCGGCCCCGCGCAGACCUAGCAGGCCCAAGGCGCUAGUUGGCCCCGCUCCGACCCCGACCACCGCCCCCGAGUGAGACUCGACCCAGCAGAACUCCUCAUUUUCGAACACUCUGAACAAAGAAACAUUUAACAGCAAACCUUUGCCGGGGAAACUAUGCGACGAGGACCAGGCGGUAUACUGGCAUGAAAGUCCGCACUAUAAUGACACAAUUCCUCUUUUGAAAAGAGUUAGAAUGGGUAAACCUUAAAAAGGAAUGUAACUAAAAAUAUGAUUUAAAGUACCCUCUUUUUAUUUAAACAGUGUGGAGUAAAUAAUUUUUCUCUCAACUUUGGCCUGGGCAUUGAAAAUGAUAAUUUUAUCACGUAGAGAAGAAAUAUUGGGAAGUACGGAUGCAUUUUAAGGUCGAUGAUGGAAUGAAUGGAGGAGUUUCCUCAAAGAUUGAAAGUUUGAGUAAGAGCAAAUAUUAAUAUGCCUUGAAGAAGUGUUGUAGAUUUUUUAAACUGCUUUCUUCAUUAAUAAUAGGAAUGAACCAAAUCUAGUUUAAGGUAGAAUGUGCUCUAAUUAUACACAAGUAUUUAUAUUUUGUACUCAUUUUGAAUGCACAAAUAUAUAUGUACAUAACUCUAAUGCAGAGAAAAUGAAAACA
Messenger RNA from Frankliniella occidentalis (western flower thrips), 5325 nucleotides. Its product is annotated as serine/arginine repetitive matrix protein 2. Gene Ontology annotation, biological process: taxis; sensory perception of mechanical stimulus; proprioception. The record is from RefSeq and is a predicted model, not a curated record. The coding region runs from base 130 to 4659 and encodes 1509 amino acids. Gene Ontology annotation, cellular component: sensory dendrite. The transcript has 8 exons. NCBI's taxonomy places the organism in Eukaryota, Metazoa, Arthropoda, Insecta, Thysanoptera, Thripidae.